This is a messenger RNA of Aspergillus puulaauensis, 1377 nucleotides long. Its product is annotated as putative sterol carrier protein. Lineage: Eukaryota; Fungi; Ascomycota; Eurotiomycetes; Eurotiales; Aspergillaceae. Gene Ontology annotation, molecular function: acyltransferase activity, transferring groups other than amino-acyl groups. The coding region runs from base 1 to 1377 and encodes 458 amino acids. The record is from RefSeq and is a predicted model, not a curated record. The transcript has 2 exons.
AUGGGCAAGAAACCAGCAGGUCCCGCCUACGUCCUUGGCGUUGGCAUGACCAAGUUCAUCAAGCCCCGAGGCAAGGUUGACUACAAUGAGCUCGGAUUUGAGGCCGGUGUCAAGGCCAUGUUGGACGCUAAGAUCAACUACGACGAGGUUGACCAGGGUGUUGCUUGCUACGUCUACGGCGACAGCACUUGCGGACAGCGUGUGUUCUACCAAUUCGGCCUGACCCAAAUUCCUGUCUACAAUGUCAACAACAACUGCUCGACCGGCUCAACUGGUCUUGCGAUGGCCCGCACCCUCGUCUCCCACGGCGCGGCCGACUGCGUCCUCGUCGUUGGUUUCGAAAAGAUGAGCCCCGGAUCUCUGCAGUCGGUCUACAACGACCGCGCCAACCCCACCGGCCUGCUCGGUAUGAUGAUGGCCGAGACUCGCGGUAUCACCAACGCCCCCGGUGCCGCUCAGAUGUUCGGUAACGCGGGUCGCGAAUACAUUGAGAAGUACGGCGCCAAACCCGAAGACUUUGCCGAAAUCGCCCGUGUCAACCACGAACACUCCAAGCGCAACCCAUACUCCCAGUUCCAGGAUGAGUACACUCUCGAGCAGGUUUUGAAGUCUCCGAUGAUCCACGAGCCCCUCACCAAGCUUCAGUGCUGCCCUACAUCCGACGGUGCCGCCGCCACCGUUGUUGUCUCCCAGGAGUUCUUGGAUGCUCGACCCCAACUUAAGGACCAGGCUAUUCUCAUUGCCGGUCAACAGCUUGCCACAGAUAACAACACUCUGUACAACCAGAGCUCCAUUGACCUUAUGGGAUUCGGCAUGGCACGGGAUGCAUGCCGCGCUGCCAUUGCCGAAGCCGGUGUGAACGUCAAAGACAUCAAAGUAUGCGAGCUGCACGACUGCUUCUCGGCCAACGAGAUGAUCACAAUUGAUGCCCUUGAGCUCAGCGAGCCCGGCAAGGCGCAUGAAAUGGUUGCCAAGGGUGACAUCACUUAUGGCGGCAAGAUGGUUAUCAACCCAUCAGGCGGCCUUAUUUCCAAGGGCCACCCGCUCGGCGCAACCGGUCUGGCACAAUGCACAGAACUUGUCUGGCACCUCCGUGGCUGGGCCAACAACCGCUUGGUCCCGGGAACCGACGCCUGCCUGCAGCAUAACCUGGGUCUGGGUGGCGCGGUUGUUGUGACCGUCUACAAGCGCGCAGACGGCAAGGUUGCCCAGCCCGUUCCAUCAGCGGAUAUCGCAAGAAUUACUGGUCUCGGUUACAACCCGGCCGUCGAGGCCAAGGGCUUCACGGCUGAGCAGGCCAAGCUGGUUCUCAGCAAGACCGCGUCCGAUUCAUGGGCGUUGGCUGACGCGCAAGAGAAGGUUAUCGCGCGUUUCUAG